Venturia canescens is the source of this 1892-nucleotide messenger RNA. It is a transcript of the gene Osi6, whose product is annotated as DUF1676 domain-containing protein Osi6. The record is from RefSeq and is a predicted model, not a curated record. Gene Ontology annotation, cellular component: membrane. The coding region runs from base 146 to 949 and encodes 267 amino acids. The transcript has 3 exons. NCBI's taxonomy places the organism in Eukaryota, Metazoa, Arthropoda, Insecta, Hymenoptera, Ichneumonidae.
CUACCUACGAGGCGGUUUGAGAGUCACGCAGCACCUCAAAAUCGUUUGAUUCCGUAUAUUGGUUUUUAAUAUUUAAAUAAACGAUAAUAAUAAUAGUUUCAAUCGAGCGCGGACAAUAAAAAAAGGACAGUGAAGAAGCUUCAGAAUGAAUCCUCAACUAUCGAUCGUGUUUCUGACAGUUGCGUUGGUGUUCGUCAAUGCCCAGAGCAUCGACGAUUGUCUUCAGCAAGACAGUAUAUCCUGCGUUCAACGUAGCCUCUAUCGCAAGGCCAAGGAAUUUUUUGAUAAAGACAGCCUCGAACUCGUGAGCGGUGUUAGCCUCGUUCAAUCCGCCAACGGUGGUGAAAGAUCCGCGAGGACUUCCAAAAAACUCGUCUACGACCAGGAAAUCGCCGCCGCUUCUGAUGUCGCUGAGCGACAAAACGUCUUGGAAAACUUCAUUGGUGACGAAGCUGGCAAUUUCCUUACCGGGCGCAGCUUAAGGAUCAACUUUGCACCGGCAAUCACCAAGAUCGGUGAGUCGGCACGUGCCAUGGUUGAUUCCGUUCCGGAAGAAGUUAAACAAGCAGUUGACGAGGUUGUCGAAGGCCGUGGAAAGAAGAAAUUGAUGAAAGCCAUCAUGCCUCUGCUGGCUCUGGCCAAAGUAAAGAUCGGUAUCCUCUCGACCAUUGGAUACUUCGUCAUUGGUCUGUUAGCCAAAAAAGCGAUAUUCGCGUCGCUGAUCUCCCUCGCGAUAUCUGCAUUCAUCGGGUUGAAGGCUCUCUGGGAAAAGAAGAGUCACGGACUUGAUGUGACGGGUUACAACGCCGGUGGUUGGUCAUCGGGUGGUUCGGGUGGUUGGGCUCCUCCUCCGACGACCGGUGGAUGGUCAUCGGGUGGUUCCGCUGGUUGGGACGAUCACUCUUCGUUCGGUGCACACAGUCAGGCUUUCUCCGGUUAUCAUCAUUGAGAAUAAGACAAGGAGAAAGAGCGAGAUUUCAUCCGAGACAGAAACGUAGAUCAUGAAGAAGAAUCAAAAAUCUCUUGGUUGAAUGAACAAAAGUUGACGUCUCUUUUCUCGGUCACGGUCUUUCGGGGAUCAAAGAAUUCGUCGCCACAUUGGAGUCCUUUCUCAGGACUCAAAGCGGUAUGAACCAAUCUUCGUGGUUUAUGAUUACCGCGUGUUAAAACAAAAGGAAAUUGCGAAAUCCCCCGGAAGUCCGAGCAUGCCAUUCGAGUAAAUAUUUAUUCUUAUUUUUAUAAUAAUUUAUCGCCCUCCCCCCCCCCUCUCCUCUGCCCUUUAUAAAAUAACGCUGACCUCGAACGACGUUUUAUUCAAGGUCACCGAUGUAUAUAUCAUUCACAUGUACGUAUGUAUGCAUACAUUUUUUUCAUAUAUGUGUGUAUGUACAUAUUUAUACUUUUCUGUCUUCUGCCUGUCUAUCUUUCGGUCCAACCUGCCACGACUCCAUUGUAGUAUAAUACAAUCAGCGAUGCGCUCACGACUCUUCGGGUGUAGCUCGAGACACGCACGAUGUUACCUCGUUAACUCUCCCUUCCUGCAAUCCCACCUCCGUGUGUUCAACAAUAUGUUUUAUCUUUCAUUUCAUUACAUAGAUUUUCUUUUGCAUUUCACCACAUUACGAAUGCGCGUAAUCCAGUUGGACAUGUAAAGCAAAAAAUCUGAAUAGAGAGAGAGAGAGAGAGAGAGAGAGAGUGACGGAAAGAGAGAGCGAAAUAAUACACGUGUCGAUGAAGCACAACGGGAGACGCAGUCGCCAUUGUUUUGGGCUGGUCGUCACAAUCGUAACGAGAAAUUAUAAAAAAAACGUUCGUCGCAGUAAUGAAAUGAAAACCCAAAUGUACAAUUCCAUAUAUUAAAGAGACAAAAAAGCAACAAAAUAUCCGACGAA